This is a messenger RNA of Humulus lupulus (European hop), 1160 nucleotides long. Its product is annotated as ribosome-inactivating protein cucurmosin-like. Gene Ontology annotation, biological process: negative regulation of translation. The transcript has a single exon. The record is from RefSeq and is a predicted model, not a curated record. Bases 121 to 885 code for a protein of 254 amino acids. Gene Ontology annotation, molecular function: rRNA N-glycosylase activity. NCBI's taxonomy places the organism in Eukaryota, Viridiplantae, Streptophyta, Magnoliopsida, Rosales, Cannabaceae.
ACAAAAAGAAUACUUUUACUUCCCAAAUAUAUAUAUGAGCUUGGUUUAUUGAUGAAUUAGUACUAAAGCUAGAUUUUAAGCUUCUUUAAAUAUUUUGAGAGAGGAAGUGGGAUUUUCAAAAUGAAACGAUCAAACGUGAUGGUGCAGAUUGUGGUGGCAACAUGGAUACGCAGCUGGUCCAGUAGUAUUAGUAUUGCAUUUGGAUUGGGAAUUAGCUACAGCGAUGUGACUUUCGACACGGUAUAUACGAAUGAUAUCGUGGACCGUUACAAGAGUUUCAUUCAAUCUCUACGAGACAAAUUGAAGAGUAAAACCGAGAGCCAUGGCAUUCCAGUAUUGCCUGCUGAAUCCGACAAAAGAUUUGUGUAUGCGACACUUUACAAUAAACACGUCAACAUCACAUUUGCAAUAUAUGCUGUCAACGCAUAUGUGGUGGCCUAUCAAGUAGAUGCUGUAGAAAAGCGUUGCUACUUCUUUGAAGAAUUUCCUUCCGAUUCCAAAGCCGGCGUUUUCGAUCAAUGUCCUCAAAAGAAAGCUUUAAAUUUCCCAACUACGUAUGGCAGCUUAGGAGACAGAGAAAAAACCCCGUUGGGAUUCGAGCCAUUAUCCCAUUGCCUCUAUACGUUUAAUAAAUUUGAUGGCACAGGUGAUGAUACAGAUCUUCGUAAAGGUCUUCUAGUUGUCAUACAAAUGGUUUCAGAGGCUGCAAGAUUCAUAUAUAUUGAGCAAAAAAUGGUCAACAAAUUUAAACCAGAGGGUGAUAUUAUCAGCCAUGAGAAUAAAUGGGAGGAUCUUUCCAAACAAAUCCAGGAGAGUAAAAAUGGAGAGUUCAAUUGCAAAAAGCAGACUACACGAAAUACUUUGUGUAUAAUGUUGCAGAAGUGAAGAACCGCACGGGACUCUUGCUCAACAAGACAAAACCGUUGAAUAAUUUGCCAAAAGAUGAAUUAUGACGUCAAUCUGUCGAUGCCCUACACAAGAAUUAAUAUUAAAGUGGGUGUUUCUUUUUUUUAACAUCGUACGACUGUAUGAUAUUCGCAAUAAUGUUUUGCUUUUUAUCAUCUUUCUACUAUAAGAUGUUUGUAAUAAUGUUUCGCUUUUUAUCAUCUUUCUACUAUAUGAUAUUUGUAAUAAUAAUGUUUUAUUAUGAUGAGGAAUAA